This is a messenger RNA of Catharus ustulatus (Swainson's thrush), 2289 nucleotides long. It is a transcript of the gene CLASRP, whose product is annotated as CLK4 associating serine/arginine rich protein. The transcript has 23 exons. The record is from RefSeq and is a predicted model, not a curated record. Bases 182 to 2242 code for a protein of 686 amino acids. Lineage: Eukaryota; Metazoa; Chordata; Aves; Passeriformes; Turdidae.
UUCCGGCGGGCGCGGAGCGCGGGAUCUCCUCCUCCCGUUCCUCCUCCUGCCCCUUCCCCCAUCCCUGGGGAAGUUUGUGCCCCCCUCUGGAAGUUUGUGCCCCCCUCAGGAAGGCUCCAGGCCCCUCUGGAAGGCUCCAGGCCCCUCUGGAAGGCUCCAGGCCCUUCUGGAAGGUUCCAGGAUGUGGCACGAGGCGCGCAAGCACGAGCGCAAGCUGCGGGGGAUGAUGGUGGAUUACAAGAAACGCGCCGAGCGCCGCCGCGAGUACUACGAGAAAAUCAAAAAGGACCCAGCCCAGUUCCUGCAGGUGCACGGCCGGGCCUGCAAAGUUCACCUGGAUUCUGCCGUGGCCCUGGCGGCCGAGAGCCCCGUCAACAUGAUGCCCUGGCAGGGGGACACCAACAACAUGAUCGACCGCUUCGACGUCCGCGCUCACCUGGAUUUCAUCCCCAUGUACACCCCGGCCCUGCUCAGCCCCACCUCCCCAGAGCAGGAAUCGGACGAGCGCAAAUGCAACUACGAGCGGUACCGGGGCCUGGUGCAGAACGACUUUGCUGGCAUCUCGGAGGAGCAGUGCCUGUACCAGAUCUACAUUGACGAACUCUACGGAGGCCUCCAGAAACCCAACGAGGACGAGAAGAAAAAGCUGGCGGAAAAAAAGGCUUCCAUAGGCUACACCUACGAGGACAGCACCGUGGAGGAGCUGGAGAAUUCCCUGGAGAAGCGAGCUGGGGACGAGGAGGACUCCGAGGAGGAUUCCAACACGGACGAGGACGAAGUGAUCCCGGAUAUCGACGUGGAAGUGGACGUGGAUGAGCUGAACCAGGAGCAAGUGGCUGAUCUGAACAAGCAGGCCACGACCUACGGCAUGGCCGAGGGGGAUUUCGUCAGGAUGCUGAGGAAGGACAAGGAAGAGGCUGAAGCCAUCAAAAACGCCAAAGCCUUGGAGGAGGAGAAGGCCAUGUACUCGGGUCGCCGCUCCCGUCGGCAGCGCCGGGAAUUCCGGGAGAAGCGGCUGAAAGGCCGGAAAAUCAGCCCCCCCAGCUACGCCCGCCGGGACAGCCCCACCUACGACCCCUACAAACGCUCCCCGUCGGAAUCCACCUCGGAGUCUCGCUCCCGCUCUCGAACUCCGUCCCUGGGCCACGAGGAGAAGAUCACCUUCAUCACCAGCUUCGGCGGCAGCGACGAGGAGGCGGCCGCGGCCUCCAGCGCCGCCAUUCCCGCCAAGAGCCGCGGCUCCCGGGAGCGGCAGCGCUCGGCACAGCCCGGAGCCUCGGCGCCUUCGCACGGAGCCUCGGCCCGGCGCCGCUCUUCCUCCUCCUCCUCCUCCUCGUCCUCCUCUCGCUCGUCCUCCUCGUCCUCCUGCAGCUCCGGCUCGCGCCAUUCCCGCGCUUUCCGCCGCUCCCGGGGGAUUUUCCGCGGCCGCCGCCGCUCCCGUUCGCGCUCCCGCAGCCGCUCGCGCUCCCGCAGCCGCUCGCGGCGCUAUUCCCGCGGCGGCUCCCGCGACAGCCGGCGCCGCUCCCGAUCCCCGGAACGCGGCCACCGCCGGCGCCGCCGAUCGCGGAGCCGCUCCCGUCGCUCUCUGCGCUCGUGGCGCCGCUGGAGCAGCCAGAGCCGGAGCAGCCGCAGCGAUUCCCGGAGCCCCUCGCGGUCCCGGAGCCGUUCCCGGUCCCGAUCCCGAUCCCGAUCCCGGUCCCGGUCCCAAACCCCGCCCGGAUCCCGGGACAAGGCCCCGCCCCGCGCCCCGGCCUCGCCCGCCGUCGGAGAGAAGCUGAAAAAGGCCGACGCUGCCGCUGGUAAAGAUUCCGGAGCUGCCAAACCCAAGCUGACCCCGCAGGAGAAGCUGCGCCUGCGCAUGCAGAAAGCGCUCAACAGGCAGUUCAAGGCCGACAAGAAGGCGGCGCAGGAGAAAAUGCUGCAGCAGGAGCAUGAGAGACAGGAGCGCGAGGACGAGCUGCGCGCCAUGGCCAGGAAAAUCCGCAUGAAGGAGAGGGAGAGGAGGGAGAAGGAGCGCGAGGAGUGGGAGCGGCAGUACAGCAGGCAGAGCAGGAGCCCCUCCCCAAGACAUGAGUGGGAGCGGCAGCACAGCAGGCAGAGCAGGAGCCCUUCCCCAAGACAUGAGUGGGAGCGGCAGCACAGCAGGCAGAGCAGGAGCCCUUCCCCAAGACAUGGUCGGGAUUACAGCUCCUCACGCAGGCACUCGCGGUCGCACUCGCGGAGCCCCCACUACCGGCACUGACGGACGGGACCCCCCCAAUAAAUCCUUGGAAAAAUCCCAAACCCCAA